AUUUAAACAAGUAUAUAGUUACAUGGAUUGUACUCAAAAGCCUCUCUCAACAGAACAUUUUAAACAUAUACCCAGGAAUAAAUUGCCCAAGAAUAAAUUGAAGGAAUGAAGCUACCAAUUUUUUACGGAAUAAUAUUCACGAAUGGUGUUUUGACACUUAUACUUUGGUUGUAUUUAAAAAAACAUUUCAGGGCAGAAAAAUCAGAGGCCACAACUGAAGCGUUUACAUGCAGGAGUAUUCACCAAUAUAGAGAUAUGAAACAAUCAACUAAUAGCACCAGGAAUGAGAAGAGGACUUCAACGCCAAAACAGUUCUUCGCUGCUAAACUUGUCAAUGCUCAUUUUGAUGAUUAUACAUUUGUACAAAAUCCAGUGAUAAAGGAUACUGGGAAACAGACUGAAUCAGAAAAUGUGAUUUUAGUUCUUGUUAUGUCUGACUCAAACGUGGUUUCAAAAUCGUUCAGGACUGUCUUACGCGAUGCAAUUGGAAAUGUUAGCAUCGUGAAGAAAUGGAGACUCAAAAUAUUGUUUCUCAUAGGUACAAAUCCUACUGAGAGUAGUAACAUGAUGAGAGUUAAGGAGGAAAGUAGACAGUUUGGAGAUAUCAUACUUGGAGACUUUCCUGAUGAUUAUCUUAGUUUUACAAUAAAGACAGCUAUGGCGUACAGAUGGGUGCUUCAAUAUUACGCCAAGGUCAAGUAUAUAUUACGUAUCACACAAGACGUUAUAAUUAACCCAUAUAACUUGGUCAAUCUGGUUGAAAGUAUUAAAACAAAGAAUCCUGAAAAGGAUUCAAUAAUUAUGGGUCUAGUGAUAACAGGAGCCAAGCCUACCUUUAACCACCCACGUUGGGCAUACAAAUCCACCAUACCUUGGCCCCCUGGUGUUCCGUACCCACCCUACCCAGCAGGACCUGCAGUGCUCAGCAGCAUCGCAGCAACCAUGGCAAUUAACACUGCAAUUUGUGAUACACCUGUCAUAUUUCCAGACGACUGCUACCUUGGAAUAAUUGCUGAGAAAACAGAAAUCAAUCCAAUAGGUCUGGAACAUUUCUUAUGGAGUCAGGGUGAGCUAUUUCUCACAAUUAAUGAAAAAAUACGCAGGCGCAAGGUUGCUAUACAUUGCAGGGGAAGUCCUGAUAUCAUGGCCAAAGCAUGGAAAUAUAUUCAAAAAAUAAACAGGACAAAUAAAAAUUGAUGCAUUGUUACAUACAUAUAUUACAACUUGCAAUAUAUGAUAGUAAAUAAAUUUUUCCCAUAAAGCCUCUGUCACUGGAGAUUUGGAAAGGAUUAACAAUUAGUGGUUUUUAGAAAAUACAAGUUAGUCAUUCUGGACAAAGCAAAUAUAAGUGAAAAGCAGAAAGGAGCUCCUGUACCCUACACGCAGAGUCUAGUAAGUUAUAAACUACCCUCUGCCUAGUAUAGAGCAUAUAACAGUUUAGCAGCCCCCCCCAAAGAUUGGUGCUUGUGACAGCCGGGUAAUAAUUCAUUUCAAAUCUACCACGCUGGCCCUUUUUCAACCAGUCAGUGAAGUGGAAGGAACAUGUGCUUAAUACGUACUCUUUAAUUAUGCGAUGAUGUCACAGGAAAUGACCAUGUAGAAAGUCAUCCAUAUUUCGAUGACAAACUCUGAUUGGCUCGGUGAGAUAGAGAUUUAUUGUAAACUGAAAGAGUCAAGAUAGACGAAGCUCUCUUUCAAGAAGUGAAGUCGAACGAAUGCAAUGGGUAGAGCUAUUGCAAUAUGAC
Molecule: messenger RNA, 1745 nt
Organism: Owenia fusiformis
Lineage: Eukaryota; Metazoa; Annelida; Polychaeta; Sabellida; Oweniidae
Source: the annotation of a GenBank genome assembly